Varanus komodoensis (Komodo dragon) is the source of this 801-nucleotide messenger RNA. RefSeq names its product phenylethanolamine N-methyltransferase (gene PNMT). The record is from RefSeq and is a predicted model, not a curated record. Gene Ontology annotation, cellular component: cytosol. Bases 1 to 801 code for a protein of 266 amino acids. Gene Ontology annotation, molecular function: phenylethanolamine N-methyltransferase activity. The transcript has 3 exons. NCBI's taxonomy places the organism in Eukaryota, Metazoa, Chordata, Lepidosauria, Squamata, Varanidae.
AUGAGUGCCAGUGGUGUGGCGGCCGUGGCUGAAAGCUACCAGGCGUUCAACCCCAGGGCCUACCUGCAGAACAACUACAUGCCGCCUCGUGCCAACUUCACCAGCGAGGAGUAUGCGGUCCCUUGGAAACUCCGUUGCCUGGCGGAUGCCUUUGCCACAGGGGAAAUCUAUGGCCAUACUCUCAUUGACAUUGGCACAGGCCCCACCAUCUACCAGCUCCUCAGUGCCUGCGACUACUUCGAGGAGAUCGUGGCCACUGACUACCUGGAAGUGAACCGGGCUGAGAUUCGUGGCUGGCUGCGCGGUGAGGAUCCCGGCAUCUUCAACUGGACACCGUACAUUCAGCACGUUUGUAGGAUUGAAGGCAAAGGGGAGCCAUGGAAGGAGAAGGAGCAAAAACUGAAGAAGAAACUCAAGAAGGUCCUCCCCAUCGAUGUCCACCAGCCCAGCCCCCUGGGCUUCUUGCUCAGCCAGCCGGCCGAUGCCUUAGUCUCUGCCUUCUGCCUGGAGGCAGUGAGCCCGGACCGCCCGAGCUUCGAUCGUGCCCUGCAGAACGUCACCACGCUCCUCAAGCCCGGCGGCCAUUUCCUCAUGAUUGGGGCUCUGGAGGAGUCCUUCUACCUGGCUGGAGAGGCCAAGCUGUCAGUGGUUCCCAUGAGCAAGGCGGGCAUCAAAGAAUCCUUUGCCAAGUGUGGCUACCACAUCUGCAACUUCCGCUCCUACGACAUGCCACCAAGUCUGAAGAUCGGGGUGGAUGAUGUACAAGGCAUCUUUUUCAUCCAUGCACAGAAGCCAGCUUGA